Messenger RNA from Lactuca virosa, 942 nucleotides. The record is from the annotation of a GenBank genome assembly. Lineage: Eukaryota; Viridiplantae; Streptophyta; Magnoliopsida; Asterales; Asteraceae.
AUGGAGACGAAUAAGAUUAUGGAUCAAUCGCUUCACAUCAUGUUUAAGGUGGUUUAUAUCAAUGGACGACCAUUUGUUUUGCGCGAGGUCGAGAGACCCUUCUCCAAUCUUGAAUACACGGGUAUCAAUAGGGCUAGGGUGGAGCAAAUGGAAGACCGGUUGAAGGAAGACAUAUUGCUAGAAGCUGCAAGAUAUGGAAAUAAGAUCCUAGUAACUGAUGAACUACCAGAUGGUCAAAUCAAAUGGUGGAUUAAUGGGAGCCAGUCACACCAACUCUGUCAAAACAUCACUACAGGUAUCCCAAGAACAAAUUCAAUUGGAACAAUUUCUGUUUGUGGCUCAAAUGCUACUGACAACAUGCUAAACACAGAAGAUGCUCUUCUUAGAGGGGAAUAUACUAUCAUAAGAAGCUUAAUCCGUGUCUUAGAGGGCGGGUUCCCAGUCUAUGGUGUUGCAAAUCCAACUGUGGAAAGAAUUAAAUCUGUUAUGCAAAGAAUAGGUAGCUCUAAAGGUGGCGUGGGUAGACCCGUCUUUUGGCACAACAUGAGAGAAGAACCUGUUAUUUACAUUAAUGGAAAGCCCUUUCUGCUUCGUGAGGUUGAAAGACCCUACAAAAACAUGCUCGAGUAUACGGGAAUUGACUGUGAAAGAGUGGAGAGAAUGGAAGCUCGAUUGAAAGAAGAUAUUCUCAAAGAAUCUGAAUGUUAUGGAUGUAAGGUACCUGAAGCAUUGUUGAAAGGUGGAUCAGUAGUCUACAUGUUAUUGCAUGUCUUUGUCUUGAUGAUGAUGAAGAGAUCAUUCAUUAACAGAGUUUUCAAGUUUAUACCAGAGUGGUCAAGGUGGUUGGAAUUGGACCUAAAGCUGGUUACUGAUAUAGGAAUAGUGGGUGCUCCAAAUGCAAGAAAAAGCAUGUUUUUAAGUGUUAUUAGCGUUGACAUGUAG